CCUGCCAGGGAGGCUGAGGCACCGGCCGCCGCUGCCCGGCCUCCCCGCGCACCCGCCCCGGGGGGCAGCCAGGCGCCCGGGAGGAUGCGAGUGGGCGCCGCGGCCGGCGGCGAGGCGAGGGCCCGGGCGGCCGGCGGCGUUGGGAGUUCCCGGCUCACCCGCCGCCCCCCCGCCCCAAAAGAAGUGCAGUAGUUUGUGAAACGCAAGAUGGCGGCGCGGCCGUGAGCGGAGGCGGCCAGCAGGCGGGCAGGCAGGCGGGCGGCGCGGGCGGAGGGGGCGAGGCGCAGCGGCGCCCUCAGAUCAGGAUGUGCGGCACUGGAGAUCGACACCGACUUCGGUAAACCACGUAAUGGAGGCAGUUCUGGAUCUCUGAAAGGGCUCCGAGUAUCUGCAAUAGUGAACGUUACCUGGUGGUGGAAGUGGACUUUAAAACAGUGUGUCUCAACAUUUCAUCCUCAACUAUCUAUUUUUAAUCUGAUUGCACUACAGAAGAAAAGCUGCUAAUGGGAUAAAUGUUGAGACUUUACAAGAACUGACUUGAAGCACCCAAAGCCAUUAUUAUUAAUCGAGAAGAGCUUGAAGCUAAGUCUGACUCUGACCAGUCAGUAUCAUUUUUGCGUAACAGGCAUGGCAAGUAAACGAAAAUCAACAACACCGUGCAUGGUCUUAGCCAACGAGCAAGAUCCGGAUCUAGAAAUGGUAUCAGACUUGGAGGAAGGACCACCUGUACUCACGCCAGCAGAUAACCCUACAGCAGAGAGCGUAACAAGUGAUGAGGAUGCUCAUGAGUACGUGGAUUCAGACAAUCAGAAAAAUACAAAUAAAGUAGAAGGUGGUUACGAGUGUAAAUACUGUACUUUUCAAACUCCAGAUCUCAAUAUGUUUACUUUUCAUGUGGAUUCAGAACAUCCCAACGUAGUAUUAAAUUCAUCCUAUGUUUGUGUAGAAUGCAAUUUCCUUACCAAAAGAUACGAUGCUCUCUCAGAACAUAAUUUGAAGUACCACCCUGGAGAGGAGAAUUUUAAAUUGACCAUGGUGAAACGUAAUAAUCAGACAAUCUUUGAACAAACGGUAAACGAUCUCACUUUUGAUGGGAGUUUUGUUAGAGAAGAAAACACUGAACAGGCCGACUCUUCUGAGGUGCCCUCUUCAGGCAUCUCAAUUAGCAAAACUCCUAUUAUGAAAAUGAUGAAAAACAAACCCGAGACUAAACGUAUCGCUGUUUUCCACAAUGUAGUUGAUGACAUUCCUGGUGAAGAAAAGGGAACUGAAAAUGAGCCAAACUCUGAAGAAGUAGUAGCAGAAAACCCACCGCCAGCAGUUUCUGAGUCAAAAGCGAGCCAUUCGGUUGUUUGUAGUGCAGCAGACGUGGCCAGUGCAGUAGUGACUCCAGCACCAGUGCUUCAGCCUGGGGUGGCACAGGUUAUAACCGCUGUUACAGCUCCACAGAACUCAAACCUGAUUCCAAAAGUCCUAAUACCUGUAAAUAGCAUUCCAGCCUAUAAUACCGCUUUGGAUAACAAUCCUCUUUUGCUUAACACCUACAACAAAUUCCCAUAUCCAACCAUGUCGGAAAUCACUGUUCUUUCCACUCAAGCUAAGUACACAGAGGAACAGAUUAAAAUAUGGUUUUCUGCCCAGCGUCUGAAACACGGUGUGAGCUGGACGCCGGAGGAAGUGGAGGAAGCAAGGAGGAAACAAUUUAACGGCACAGUGCAUACUGUGCCACAGACAAUUACCGUUAUUCCAGCACACAUUUCUGCCGCUAGCAAUGGUUUGCCUUCAAUUUUACAGACAUGCCAAAUAGUUGGUCAGCCAGGACUUGUUCUCACUCAAGUUGCAGGUGCAAAUACGUUACCAGUAACAGCCCCAAUAGCUUUGACUGUAGCGGGAGUCCCAAACCAAACACAGUUACAGAAGAGUCAGAUUCACACCGCCCAGCCUGUUGCAGAAACGAAACAAGUAGCUGCUGUUCCUGCCCCUCAGCCUAUCAAAAAUGAGUCCGCGCUGAUAAAUCCUGACUCCUUUGGCAUCCGAGCAAAAAAAACAAAGGAACAACUGGCAGAAUUGAAAGUCAGCUACCUUAAAAAUCAGUUCCCUCAAGAUUCAGAAAUUGUUAGACUUAUGAAAAUUACUGGCCUGACUAAAGGGGAGAUCAAAAAGUGGUUCAGCGAUACACGCUACAAUCAGAGAAACUCAAAGAAUAAUCAUGGGAUUCAUCUCAACAGUGAUUCAUGUGCCACCAUUGUUAUUGAUUCAAGCGAUGAAAUGAAUGAGUCCCCAACGGGAGUCACUCCACAGAGCAAGUCAUCGUGGAGCACUUUUCCUGAUUUCACCCCACAGAAAUUCAAAGAGAAGACAGCUGAACAGCUGCAAGUCCUCCAAGCAAGUUUUCUUAAUAACCCUGUCCUUACCGAUGAAGAGAUGAAUAGGUUAAGAGCCCAAACCAAACUGACCAGGAGAGAGAUUGAUGCCUGGUUUACAGAAAGAAGGAAAUCAAAUGUCUUGAAGGAAGAGGGAGCUGACUUGAAUGAAGGCAAUGCUGGCAGCUCAAAAGAAGAGGCUGGAGAAACAUCUGUGGGAGAUGGAGCAGCAGGAGCAAAAUCAGGGUGUUCCACUUCAAGCAAAAUAGGCAAAAAAUCACCAGAGCAGUUGCAUAUGCUUAAAAGUUCCUUUGUCCGUACUCAGUGGCCAUCUCCACAAGAAUACAACAAGCUGGCAGAAGAAACUGGGCUCCCAAGGUCAGAGAUUGUGAGCUGGUUUGGAGAUACUCGCUAUGCCUGGAAAAAUGGUGGAUUGAAAUGGUAUUAUUAUUACCAGAGCGCCAACGCAAACAGUCUGAAUGGCCAAGGCUUUGCAAGGAAGAGAGGGAGAGGAAGACCAAAAGGGAGGGGGAGAGGGAGGCCUCGGGGGAGGCCUCGGGGAAGCAAGAGGUUAAAUUGCUGGGACAGAGGUGUGUCUGUCAUAAAAUUCAAAACUGGAACAGCAAUCCUGAAGGACUACUAUAUGAAGCACAAAUUCCUUAAUGAGCAAGACCUCGAUGAACUGGUAGCCAAAUCUCACAUGGGAUAUGAGCAGGUCAGAGAGUGGUUUGCAGAAAGGCAAAGAAGAUUAGAACUUGGAAUAGAGCUGUUUGAUGAGAAUGAAGAGGAAGAAGAAAUGCUGGAAGAUCAGGAAGAUGAGGAAGAAACGGAUGAUAGUGAUACUUGGGAACCCCCCCGACAUGUUAAGCGUAAACUUUCAAAAUCAGAUUGAUGUGCAAUUUGGGAUUUGGGGGCCAAAAACCUAUGAAUUAGGUUUGAUGUUACAGUGAAGAGCCAACUGAUUUUUCAUGGCCUUCAGUUUAGCAAGCACCUGCUUAGCAUCUUUCUUCCACCUAAAAGAACAUGGGCGAGAUGCUACCUGUGCAGGCAACAACUGUUUGCUUCCUUGCUACAAGAGAUGGACAUCCUCAGGCCUAGCCUAGGACAUGGGGUUAUAAACCAGAUCCAGUUCAGCUCCUCCUCUUCCACAUUACCAGUGGGAAGGUUGAUGUUCAUCAUUCAUGUGACUGCUUCUCAAUAUUUAAUUGCCUUAUGUUGUUUAAUUCCAAAAAACACACAGACGCAUUUUUUCAUUGAUGUAGGGGAACAUUGCCUGCUCAUGAAGGAGGAAAAUACAAAAACCUAAGAUGCCGUUUUGCAGACAUCGCUUCACCUGAAAGGUUUCAAGGCCUGAGUUUAUUUCUUAAGGAAAGAGUUCAAAACAAAAGAGAAGGGGAAAAGUGUGACAAAGGAAUCAAUGAACCUAGGGAUACCUAUCAUGAAACUUUCCCUAAAGAAUCUGCUUGAAUGACAGAAGAUUCAAGUCUUCAUCAGUGAUACGAAACGAUCAACCACAAGAGCUCCGUUACGGUUUUGAAAUGUUCCCCCCGCCUCCAGUUCCAGCUUACAAAAGUGUUUCCAAUUUUGCCGAGUUGGCUAUCUGCAUGUAUGCUUACAGUCUGUACAGAAAUGCACUAAAAUGAGUUGCCCUACCUGGGAAGGCUUUAUAUUGUAUAGAAAAUGUGGCACUAGGUACUGCUCUUCAUGUGCACAGGAGAGUUAACAGGUGUCGAUCUCGUUUACAGAAAUGAUGGCGCUUUGCAAUUUUCUAUAAUAUAUUGCAAUAUAUUUAAAUGUCCUGUUUGACAUGUGAAAUGAAAUUAAGUUAAUGCAUUGUUAUGUAUUUGAAGUAUGAGGAAGACGAUUCACUAACGACCAGCAAGGUUUUUAGGAGGUGUCCAGUAUGUAGGCGUCUGUGUGAUCUGUCUGGUGUAUGUGAUGUUAAAGGAAGCAACAAUACUGUCACUGUUUAGAAUGAAGAGUUUCUUUUGAAUGAUGCAAUAGCUUACAGUGUCUUUCCUUUGUAGCUGCCCAAUGUGGUGAAGGGGAAGCAAUUCUUGAAAAAGUUCAAGAUAACUGGUUAACUGUGAAUGGGCCUAAUCUUUCGUGAAACCAAGAAAAUUUUUGGACACACACAGGACUUGAAUACUGAAAAGGAUUGGAACUUAGUGUUGUGCCAAAGUUAAACUACUGCAGUUGGCAGAAGUUCUGCACUGUAAAUAGAAGACUGAUUAAAAGACAGCUUGUACAAAAAAAAAAAAAAUCAAAUUUUAAUACAGUACGUUUUUAUUCUGAUACAUGAUGGAAACAUUCUGGUUUAGACCUUUUUUGAAGAGGCUUCAGUGACCACUAGAUUUUGUCCUCUUAUAUUUUGUUUGGCCUAAUACUAUAUGUUCUAGUAAGAUGGGCUUUAUUGCCUGUGUUCUUUGAUAUGUGAUUAAGCUUAUAGCUUUGAGUGACCAAACAUUUUACAGAGUAAAAGUUCUUAGAAACAGUAUAACGUAACUGAUAUUUCUGUGUCUUAUUUAUCAGGCUCUGCACAAACUUGGAAAGUUGUGCCGGACUUGUACAACUCAUAUAUGGGAACGCAGCAUACUUCUGGAUAUUACAAACCUAAGCCUUUGUGGCAGUAUGGAUCUUGUCUUUGGAUUUAUUUUUGUUAUUUUUUUGAGGCAAAGAGACGAAUGGAUGCUGCUGUAAAAUAUUUGUAAUAUUGCCAUUAUUGCUUUCUGUAGCAAUUAUUGCUUUUGCUUCAACAGAUAAAGAAAAUAAAUCAGAGAUAGAAAAAUCCUAAAAGACGCUGGUAGAAGAAAGGAUCAUGUGAGAACUUCUGAAAAUAAACUUUGUACCAAAAAUUUGAAAACAGAAAUGAUAGAAUAAAUGUUUCCUUACUGAGUGUGUGUGGUUUUAAGAGGUGUUGUGGAAACCAGGAACUGCGUCUGUAUGAAAAUGUCACAAAUCAGAUCUUCUCAAACGUCUUUUUUUUUUUUCCUGUCGUUCAAAACUGAAUUUCCCCAGUUCCUCAGACGCAUUGAAUUUGGAGAACUGGCUUAGCCGAACAGCCAGCGUGAGGUCAGCUUCACGUGCCAGUCAGUACAGCUGCUUGUUUGCUGUGUCAGCAGCCCAGGGACCUUCACCUGAUUUUUCUCAUUGAGGCUCUUUAUUGUCGCAUUUAAAAUAUUUGGGGUGGGAAGACCAGAGCCGAGUAGGAGCCACCUCCCUGCUGAGGUCCGUGCUAUUUGGGAUAUCACCCUUUGUGGCUGUGUUUAACAUGUACCUUUUCCUCAGAGAAGAAGGGUCUGAGCUGAGCGCUUUCUGUUGAGCACCGCGUCUCCGGCGAGCCCGACUUGCCGUCGCUCCCCGAAGCUCCCUGCCGGAGGCUCUGCAGCAGUCCUGCAUCAGCAGGACCUAUCGCACCCGGCCGCUUCAACUGUUGCGCUGCAACCGGAGGGGCUGGAGACCCGGUCUUCCCUGCAGGACCCCGGCAUGGUGCCUACAGACCUAUCCCCGCCUGAGAAAAAGAUGUUUAAGGCGAUAGAAUCGUUCCUGCGCUGUAGCUUUUGCCGGUCUUGAAAAAUUACACCCCUAGCUGAAGUAGUGACCUGUGCACAGGCCUGGAGAUGAGCGCUGGUAGUCGGCACGGCUUGGUGUUCCGCCAAAUAGUUCUACUCGGUUCGGUGAGAAAAAGGCGGGGGGGGGGAGGCGAAAGAAUGCUUAUUCAAGAAUCUGUCAGCUAAUGAGGGAGUUAUGAAAAGCCCUGGAUUAUGCACACAGUCACCUUUUUUUUUAAACAGUUACCUUUUUUGUUUACAGUGUUAUCAGCGAUUCCAAAAUGCUGCAAUUCAGUCUAUAUUUUCACAAGAGACCAGCUGGCCUUGUGGGUUGUUUCCCCUCUCCCAGCCUCCUCUUCCCAGCCCCUUCCAUCUCCCAUUUGUUUUCAUAACAAUACUGUCAACUACUAUUUUUAAGAAUUUAAAAUACCAAGCCACUUUGUGCGCUGCCUUAUUUUAUUAUUUUUUUUUACACCAGAAAGUCCCCUCUGGAGCAAUGUUAAAUCGCUCCCUGUGGGCUCGGCGUUGCUUUGAAAUGCUGCUGGUGGUAGGCUUUAGUCUGUCGGAUGAUCGUUUCUACAUUUUUGGUUGUUAAAUGACCUGUUGCACUUCAAAUACUGUAAAAUGAAACCUUGAUUAGAUUUAUAUGUUUCUACUGCAAUAAUGUUGAACUGUUAGCAUUGUGACUAAUUCGUCUCCCAUGUGUGUUUCUUUACAGGCUCAGUGCUGAGCUGACGUUCAUUACCUUAAAAUAUUUAUUUGGUAGAAGAAAGAAAAGACGGAAAAAGGGAAUUAAAUUGUGUGUGGCACCUAGUUGAUUUGUGUCUUUGGGUGAAAAUAAAGACCGGUGUGUUGCAGUGUGACCGGCAGUCCUGGAGGAGUGGGAAAGGAACAUGUGAGUCCAGUGUAUGUGAGAAGAGCAGACGCUGUAGCUGUUCAGACGCUAACGCUGACCUCCGCAGACUGACUCCUGCACACUCUGUCUCUGUCCUGCCGGAGCUCAUCACACUGGUCUGCCUGCAGAGGAAGACAGAUGGUUUUGGCAUGCAUAUACACGCAGCUCUGACUGUGCUCGCUUACCUUGACGCUUGUAACAAAAAGACAGAAGCAUGUCAAGCAAACUCCUGAUUCUCUCCGGGCUUACUUGCUAAGCAGUUUCCUAUGUUCAGGAGGGCUUGUUUGCCAAACAGCAAGUUUAAAAGCAAAAGAAACCUCAGUCCCCUUUAUUUUCUGAUAAAAUCUACCUGCCAAAGUCGAGUUUCUACCCAGGGUUUUAUGCCAGCUGUUGCUACAUCCAGUCACAGCUAUGCUGGUGUGGAAGGAUAUUUUGAGCAUACAUCCACUUAAAAAGAAGAAAAAAACCCUAACCCAGAACCCACAUUUUACAUGUCUACU
Molecule: messenger RNA, 7309 nt
Organism: Chroicocephalus ridibundus (black-headed gull)
Lineage: Eukaryota; Metazoa; Chordata; Aves; Charadriiformes; Laridae
Gene: ZHX1
Product: zinc fingers and homeoboxes 1
Exons: 5
Coding region: 628-3255 (875 amino acids)
Biological process (GO): regulation of transcription by RNA polymerase II
Cellular component (GO): nucleus
Molecular function (GO): DNA-binding transcription factor activity, RNA polymerase II-specific; DNA binding
Source: RefSeq, a predicted model, not a curated record